Daucus carota subsp. sativus is the source of this 810-nucleotide messenger RNA. RefSeq lists its product as uncharacterized. The coding region runs from base 1 to 810 and encodes 269 amino acids. The transcript has a single exon. The record is from RefSeq and is a predicted model, not a curated record. Lineage: Eukaryota; Viridiplantae; Streptophyta; Magnoliopsida; Apiales; Apiaceae.
AUGAGCACUCUAUUUACGGACGAGUUUCCAAUCACUGGUGUAAUUGAUGACAAUUUUCGCCGGUCUCUAGCCAAAAGAGCCCCUGAUAAUAUGAACGACUUACAAGAGAGAGCCGGGAAGUAUAUUAAGGCAGAGGAAAGCCCAAGGAAAUCCCAGAGUAACCGAGGGCCGAACACUAACUUUAAGAAACAUGGGAAUGAUGCCGAGUAUAACGCUGAGAAUAAAUAUGCCAAAAAGGAUGAUGAUGAGAAGUCGCCUGCUAAAAAGAAGGUAGGACCAAGGUUCACUGAAUAUGCUAGGCUCAAUGCGCCAAGAAGUCAAAUCCUAAUGGAGAUCGAAAAGGAUGAGAGUGUCCGAUGGCCGAAGCCCAUAAGGACCGACCCCGAGAAACGAAACAAGGAUUUGUAUUGUCGAUUCCACAAAGACACGGGGCAUAAAACCGAUGAUUGUCGGCAGCUGAAAGAUGAAAUUGAAUUCUUGAUCCGAAGAGGCAAGUUGUCCAAAUUCACCAAGGAUGGAGACAAAAAUUAUCGGGACAAUAACAGCCGUGGAAGAGACAAUGAUGAUAAGAGAACCCAGCCUCGAGGGCCUGUGAUUAACGUGAUCUCCGGAGGGCCUACAGCUGCCGGAACCUCAAGUAAUUCAAGGAAAGCUUAUGCGAGGGAAGUGAUGAGUAUAGUUGGAGAACCCCCGAAGCGGGCAAAAAUUGACUAUGCAAUGGCAUUCGAUAACGUCGACCUCGAGAAGGUAAAAUUCCCCCAUGAUGACGUGGGUGUGCGGCUAACCCUCUAUCAACGAUGGAAUAAAUAA